GUAGGUUACUGUUAUUGUAGGUUAUUGCUUUUGACAUCUGUGGAAUUUGAAUAGCUUAAAUGGCAUCUUACCUUGCAGAUUCUGAUAGUGAAGACGAACUGCCACCAGGAUGGGAAGAAAGAACAACAUCUGACGGUUGUGUAUACUAUGUAAAUCAUAAUACUAAAGAGACUCAAUGGAAUCAUCCUCGGACUGGACAGAGAAAACGUGUGUCUGGCGAUCUUCCUUAUGGUUGGGAAAGGAUAGUAGAUGAAAAUGGAAAAGUAAUGUUUGCUGACCAUAAAAGCAAAACUGUUACCUAUAGUGAUCCUAGAUUAGCCUUUGCAACAGAAGAAAAAGAAUUCCCAAUGGACAUUAGACAAAAAUUUGAUGCAUCUAGCAAUGCUCUUGAUGUUUUACAUGGACGAGAUUUGAGUGGAAAAAUAGCUAUCAUCACUGGUUGCAAUUGUGGUAUCGGUUUUGAAACAGCUCGAAGCUUGGCUCUUCAUGGUUGUCAAGUUGUAAUGGCUUGCCGAUCCAUCGAAUCUGCAACAGAGGCAGCGAAAAAAAUUCAGGCUGAAAAGGCUGAUUGUAAAUUGGAUAUAAUGGAACUUUGUUUAGAAAAUCUUAAAUCUGUUAAAGAAUUCGCUGAAAAUUAUAGUCUUAAAUAUGGGAAACUUGAUAUUCUUAUAUUGAAUGCUGGUGUCUUUGGGAUUCCUUAUAGACAAACUGUAGAUGGUUAUGAGACAUUAUUUCAAAUUAACUAUUUAUCCCAAGUGUACCUCACUAUAUUAUUGGAAGAUGCUCUCACCAGAGCUGUUCCAUCAAGGGUGGUAUUUGUAUCAUCUGAAUCACACAGGUUUUCAAAUAUUACUAGUGAUAAAAUAAAAGAAGAAGUUUUAAGUCCAUCCAAAGAACAAUAUUGGAGUAUGAUGGCUUAUAAUAAUUCUAAGCUCCUCCAAGUUGUAUUUAGUGGCAAACUUUCAGAAAAAUGGGCCAAAAAAGGAAUAGCUGUAUUUUCACUUCAUCCUGGAAACUUGGUAUCAUCUAAUUUAUCUAGAUAUUGGUUGCCAUACAGAAUUCUCUUUGGACUUUUGAGACCAUUUACCAAGUCAUUACAACAAGCUGCAAGCACUACUGUAUACUGUGCCACUGCACUUUCACUGGAAUCGGUGACAGGGCUCUAUUUUAAUAACUGCUGUCGCACUGAACCAAGCAAAACAGCACUCGAUCCAUUACUAGCUGAUAGGCUUUGGCUCCUCACUAAAGAGCUACUUAUUAAAGCAGGAUUCAAUAUUGAAAUGCCUUCAUAAACUGAUUUGUUGUUACUUUUUUUUUUAAGUUUGUACAUAUUGUCUUUUUGUUUAUAUUGUAAGAAGUGCUUUUAUACAUUGAAUAAAAUGUUAAAAUUAAAUUU
Nezara viridula (southern green stink bug) is the source of this 1396-nucleotide messenger RNA. The record is from the annotation of a GenBank genome assembly. Lineage: Eukaryota; Metazoa; Arthropoda; Insecta; Hemiptera; Pentatomidae.